Messenger RNA from Sphaeroforma arctica JP610, 230 nucleotides. RefSeq lists its product as hypothetical. The record is from RefSeq and is a predicted model, not a curated record. The annotation marks the transcript as partial. Lineage: Eukaryota; Ichthyosporea; Ichthyophonida. The transcript has a single exon.
GCCUGGAAAGUCGGGGGGUUGAUUCCACCUCGGACUACCAAGCCAUCUUUGCGGGAAACAGUCUAUGCAAGACCAACCUGAGCGUUGCUAAGCUACUAGAGGGCUCCCUUCAACAGCUAAAGAGGUUCCCUGUGCCCCCUGAGCAUUCGGGUAGGCUGUCUACGGUGCAGCAGAUGCUGGGAAAUCGCGGAAGGUUCGACCUGGCAGACUUACAAGACCAGAUUGUUCAG